Drosophila subpulchrella is the source of this 2276-nucleotide messenger RNA. RefSeq lists its product as uncharacterized. Gene Ontology annotation, cellular component: autophagosome; nucleus. The coding region runs from base 492 to 1751 and encodes 419 amino acids. The transcript is spliced from 5 exons. Lineage: Eukaryota; Metazoa; Arthropoda; Insecta; Diptera; Drosophilidae. The record is from RefSeq and is a predicted model, not a curated record. Gene Ontology annotation, biological process: positive regulation of DNA-templated transcription; autophagosome assembly.
CAGCGCUGCUAACCGCACUUCUCACCCCCUCUCAGUUCUUUAAAAAAACGGAAGUAAUCAGCACAAAAUAAAAAACAAUUAAAAACAUUUUGAAAACUGUGUGAAAAGCCUUGUUGGUGCAUAAUAUUGCAGAGAAUUGAAAUCAGAGGAGGGGAGAUUCCGCAAUCGAUCGAUCAAUAAACUCCGGGCAGCAACUUCUACGCUACAAAGAAAAAAGUAUAAGACAAGAAAAAAAAGCGUACAAACAAGAAACAAAUACAAAAAGAAUUAAAUAAAAGACUGAGCAACGUUCAAGCAAAUCCAAGGAACAAAAACCAACAGCAACAUAAGCAAUCUCCCACAUUUGUCUCUCUAACUGUGAAACUAGGCCCAAGAAGUCCGUGUGGAAAAGCGCAACUCUGAUCUCAGCACACCCGCCAAACUAAGAAGCAAUAAAUAAGGAAAAGCCAGCGUCUUUCACCGCCGGAUCAGCCGCAUUAACCCCGUGUAUAAUGUUAAGCAGCCUCGCCUCGUAUCUCUUUGGAUCGCCAGCAACAUCCGAAUCCGUUAGCCAAGAAGCCAAUCCCGCCCAGAACCCCAACGCGACCAACUCGAAUCCCGGCCCGACCAGCGAUCCCUCGGCCGGCGAUGUAAUUGAGGUCACCUCCUCGACGCCCUCGGUAGCGGGCAGCACUCGGGGGGCGGUACGCGCCUCCAACGGCAAGCGGGGCAAGAACAGGCGUGGCAAGCAGCAGCAGCGGAUCAGCCAGCAGCAGCAGCAGCAGCGGAAGCAGCCUUCCAUCACCAAGCUGCUGACGCCCUCGGGCGAGACCAUCGACGAGGACUUCGACGAGGACGAAUGGUAUAUUGUGGAGAAGGAAGACGAGGAGGACGACUCCCUGCCGCGCAGCGACUCGGAGGAGGAGCUCUCCGUGGUGGAGGUGUCGCAUUCGCGGGGCGGGGCCACCGCCUCCGCCGGCUCCUCGGCCGCCGGCCAUGGCCCAGUGGCCUCGUCCCGCCGGCGGCAGCACCUCAACUCGCAUUCCCUGUACAGCGGACCGAGGCCGCAGCAGCAGCGCAACUAUCUGCAACGCUCGCGAGUCGCCCGUCCGCUGAGCAUCAGCACCCUCAGCCCGCCCAGAAGUGUGCCCGCCCAGGGAUCCGCGGCGGACCCUGACAUCCUGAGCCAGUCGCUCUACGUGGCCUCGCCCAGCGGCAGCGAUCAGGGUCAGGGUCAGGGUCAAGGUCUCGGCCAGGGUGCUAACGUGCUGAUGGAGGAGUCCUGGUACGUAACACCGCCACCAUGCUUCACCUCGAUUGGGCCAAUCAAUAUGGAAACAUCACCAUUUGAGAAUCUAUUGAUUGAGCAUCCAAGCAUGUCCGUUUAUCGUAGUAUUAGGUCCACCCAGGAGGGCACCGAAAGUUUUGUUAAUCUUGAUCUCGGGGUGUCGGCGGAGGUGCCGCAGCAGCGGGAGGAUCCCGAGCCGGAGGCUGAGCCGCAGGACCAGCGCCAGGCCCUCCAGGAGCAGCGCUCCCACAACGCUCGCUUCGACCGCCAUGCGGCCGCCCAGCUGAAGCAGCAGACGCUGGCUCGUCAGAGCCAGAAGAGCAACAACAUGAAGCAGCACCAGCAGCUCUGCCGCAGUGCCAUCAAGCGGGCCAACAAGGUGCGCGACUUCCAGGCCAAGGCCAACCGCCCGCGCCGCUCGGAGAUGCAGCACUGCAAGCUGGUCAGUGGCGCCAACAACAACCGCAGCAAGUGCUGCUACUAGGCGCGCACCACUCGCACCACCCAGCACCAACACCACCACCACCCACACGCCUCCCACGCCCAACCGCCGGAGGAGCAUUACAAUCAUGGCAGGCGACGCGAUUUUAAUUAGUAUUUUAACUUAGCCCCCAGAUGAAACGAGGAAAACCGCAAAACAAAAUGCCACAAAAAUAUCAAAAUCUAACAGCUACAAAAAACACACACAUAUGUUUAAUUAAUUAAACUUAACAAUUAAUUGUGUAAAAACGAAAAACAAAAGCCACAAAAAAAAUUAACUAUCUGUGUAAAUGCGUAGGUUUUAACGUUUGCCGUUUCAAUUUCAAAACUUAUAUUAAAAAUACCAAAAAAAUGCAAUAAAAUUUUCAAAAUGAAUAUGCAAAAAAACCCAUAAGAAAAACACACAAGGAAAAUGACAAAAAAACGUAUAAUAUAAGCAACAGAAACGAUUUUGUUAAUGUAGCUAAGAAAACCAUUUUAUUUAUUUAACAAUCAAAAACACACACACACACACGAUUACUUUACGGUA